GUAUACAGGAAAUGCACACAGACUUAAAAAUAUGUCUCAUUGAAUAGAUUGUUUGUGUUUUUUAACGAGAGAAAAGCAAAAUUUACCAUUCGGAAGUCAUGCAGACUUGGUGUCUUGUUUCAAUAUGUGUUUUACUCGGCGUUGUCGUGAGAUGGGGAGUAUCCUUAAAUUCGUAUUCCGGGGCGGGAAAGCCACCCAUGUUUGGCGACUAUGAAGCUCAGAGGCACUGGCAAGAAAUAACAUACAAUCUGCCUGUGCAGGAAUGGUACUUCAAUACCACUGACAAUGACUUGAACUACUGGGGUCUUGACUACCCCCCUCUGACUGCCUACCACAGCCUGAUUUGUGCUUAUAUUGCCAAGAUGAUAAACACGGAAUGGGUGCAGCUUCACAAAUCCAGAGGUUAUGAAAGUACAACCCAUAAGUUGUUCAUGAGAACCACAGUGCUGGUUGCAGAUUUACUAAUAUACAUCCCUGCUGUGGUAUUUUAUUGUUUAUGGCUGAAUGAUGGACCUAUUAAGAAAAAGGUUUGUAUUCUCUUAUGCUUUCUGAUCUAUCCAGGACUUCUACUUAUUGACUAUGGACAUUUCCAGUACAAUGCAGUGAGCCUCGGCUUUGCCCUGUGGGGUGUUCUGGCUCUGGGACUGGGCUGGGACGCACUGGGCUCAAUGGCUUUCUCCUUGGCCCUCAACUAUAAACAGAUGGAACUCUACCACGCGCUGCCCUUCUUCUGCUACCUCCUGGGAAAGUGUGUCAAACUGGGCCUGAUGGGUCGAGGGUUGUUGCUGUUGCUGAAAGUUGCUGCCGCAGUCUUGGUGACAUUCGCCCUCUGUUGGCUUCCCUUCUUGUCUGACCCUAACCAAGCCUUGCAGGUGCUCAGGAGAAUCUUUCCCGUGGCUCGAGGCUUAUAUGAGGAUAAAGUGGCCAACGCAUGGUGCAGCUUGAACAUCCUGAUAAAGAUCAGAUCCAUUAUGUCCAGUGACUUUCAAGUCUACCUCAGUUUGGCCUGCACUAGCCUAGCAGUUGUACCAUCCUGUAUCAGAGUGUUGACAAAACCUACCUUCUGGCAAUUUAAACUGGCUUUGGUUAACUCAUCUCUGGCAUUUUUCCUCUUCUCCUAUCAAGUCCACGAGAAGUCCAUUCUCUUGGCUUUCUUGCCUGUCUGUCUGUUCCUGAAUGACCUUCCACUAAUGGCCAUUUGGUUCCUGCAGGCUUCAACAUUCAGCAUGCUGCCUCUCUUUCUGAAGGACGGUCUUUUCGUGCCCUACGCCGUGACCUCGCUGGCCUUCCUCUUCUUUAGCACCUACCUGCUGUCGGCACUUGACCGAUGUUCAGAGGAAGAGCUCGGACUGGAAGCCUACCACAAAGUUUUGUUCUUCCUACCCAAAAUGGACCUGGGUUGUAUAGUCAAAUGGAAGUUCUACAUCAGCAUCACAGCCAUGGCCUGUUUGAGCGUUGCCAGCGUGACAUUCGACCCGCCACCUCAUCUGCCCGACUUGUUUUCUGUCGUGGUGUCUACUUUUGCUUUUGUGCAUUUCUUGGGAACAUUUAUCUACUUCAACAUCGUCCAGUUCAGCACAUUGCCAAGCAGAAAGAGCCAUAAGAAGAACAAAUAAUUCCAGCAGUUGCAGGCGCUUCUUGGGCAAACGAAUGACGGCAUCCGAGACAUCUCGGCCUCGCAACUGACAAGCGCAGAUUCCACAUCCAUCUCCAGUUUUACCACCGUGGGAUCAUACGCACCGUGCUUCACGGGAGGUGAAGAGCAAUUCCAUUAGCUGUCAGCGGCGGGGAUGCCUCGCAAAAAACAAAAACCUGGGGAAUAUGGCAGAAGAAAACAUGAUUGUAACCCGUCUGGCACUCUGCACUGUCAAGAUGGUUUGCAAGCCAACAUGAUGAACAUUUUCAAUACAUCACAAAAGCUUCAGUUUUAUUUGCAAAGUUGUUUAUUGUACCUUAGUUCAUGAUGGACUUUAGGAAUUCAUAGGAGCUAGCCUUCCUCGUGGCACCUGAAAAGUGAAAUAAAUACAAGUUAAAGGAAAACAUACUGUAUAUACAGUCGUCCCUCGCCACUCUGCGGUUUAGUCAAAAAAUAUGCACAUUGAAGCAAAUUGUAUAUUUUUGCAAAUGAAGCAUUUUCAAUCAUAAUAAUGGCUAAAUGGACUCAUAGAAAUAUAAGACUGUGAAUAAUAUGCAGUAUUCUACACCGGUUACUGGGUGUUAAUGACGUUUGGUGAGACACACAAACACCAGAACAUGCUUUUACUGCAGGUUUCACGUCGCUUCCUGUCCGCACGCCACUCAUCUAGGGAAUCCUCAAUUACACACACAAAGAUCUUAUUCAUGUCUUAGAUGGCUUAUUUACUCUUGUUUUGUCUAUUAUAUUGCGUAGGAUGUGUAAAGAUGACUAUAGGGAUGUUAUUUCGUGUCUAGAGGGCUCUAAUAAUUUUAACCUUGUUUAGAAAGUCUAUGAAAAUCAGUUGGAUGUUUGCGGAAUAAGGAAUCCUACUUCACGGAAAUUGAGGGAUGACUGUAUAUUCUUGUUUGCUCAAACACAUUAAAUACUAAUCUUAACUGAAAAGUCCAUACUUGUUCCACUACUAAACGGCCUAUAGUGUCCGAUGGUGCAGUUCCAAGGCAAUUGCCCCAUAGGAAAUGAAAUGUAUUGCAGUGUGUCUGCACAGACACACACACACUUUUGCACGUCAUUAUGUGCCAAAGAAAAGGAAAGCCCCAUCACUGUAGAAGUGAAACCUCAGAAAAGAGAAACGCCCACCAAUUUUAGGCGCAAUUUUAUGCAGUAUGACAGUAGACAGUGUUAAUCACAACAGUAAACAAUUAUUACCUCUGCAAAGGCAUAUUUUUGACACACAUCAUUAGAUUGUGCAGGUGUACCUAAAUGUUGUAGCCGGUGGGUGUAUUUUGCACCCUUGGAUGAAAUGCGAUGUCAUUCAGUAAAUCAGAAAUCCCACCUGAAAAGAUUGCACACUAUGCAAUCCAGCACGCGGAUCGAAGUUCGUUGUAUAUUGGACCAAAACAGCCCGAUAUACAACUCCCUGCUUUAAUUACUACGCCGUGUUCAAUCAGAAAGCAUAAAACUCCCAGCGGGCAGGUGGCAUGUGUCAGUGAGGCCUCCAAAGAUUGAUACGACCGCAUCUCUGCGCUUCUUGGGCUGGCGGCGGCCCCACGACCUGCGACACGGCGCCAUCAUUUUUAUGACAUUUUAAGGAAUAUUCUUUUUUAAUACAGCCCAUUACGGCAGACAUACAAAUCUUUCCCGCUGUGGCCCCAUCUACAGCCUGAUCAAUUUUUACACUGCUGAGCCGUCUCCUUGUACGCCAUUGUGUCACUCUCAAGUUUCAUUUUUUACAGGAUCAUAUGGGGAAAAACUGCAAUACAUUACCACCUUAGACCUAUUUAGUGUUUGACUGUAACUAAAAGCUUCAGAGAAAACGUAAUUUGUUUCUGUAGUAAGCAGAACUGUUUAAAUGUUAUUUAUUUUUAUGUGCCAAAGAAAAUAUAUUGUGAAGCGCUGCAUUGAUUUAGAUCAUAACCAUGUCUCCAUACGGACAGGAGCUGCUGAAUUUAUGAAUCCUUUGCACAACUCCUUUAAUUGAAUUUUCCAAAUCUCACACCACACACAAAUAAUCAAUACAUGCUGCUGUGUGGAACUUGCCUCAGAAUUAUUAGGGCCUUGCUUUUUCAAUUUUGUACUCAUCAGCAGAUACAGGCACGGCCGGUAUUUGUAAUGCAGGAACACCCCUGAGGAUUUAUGUCUGCUCAAAGCCUGAUUGUUCCCUGAAAGUGACUUCUUCUGUAGACUUUUGUUAACAUUAUACAAUGUCUGGAAGCACUUCUUAACAGUGCAGCCCUUUUACGGCAGGAGUACUCAUUUUGUUAGCUGCACUUGCCUGGUCCAUUUAUCGCAGUGAAUUGUGUCAUUUGGAAAGGUGAACAAGCUUAGUCUUGAUGAUCAAGUGUUUGAGCAACAGCCUAUCGUACAAUACUCGGGCAUAAUAUCAAAAAAUAUGUAUAACGACAACAGAAAUUCAAACAAAAAAUGGGCCACCACAACACAAAAACAAUUUAAACAAUGUGGGCGGCAUACUGGGUGUGAUGUUACUUCCACAUUCUGCUCCAGACAUCGGAAUGAGACUGUUUUUAGUGAUGAGACCAGUUGAGAGACAUGGUCUCGCCAGCGUGUCCUGGGUCUUCCCCAAGGCCUAGUUUUCGUUGGACAUGCCCGUUGGAAGAGGCCAGUAUGACUGCAAAUGCCGUACCAAUCCAUCUGUCAAUCUUGUGUUCCAUCCUUCCUUCACUCAUGAACCCCGAGGUACUUAAACUCCUCAGACUUACUGUCAGUAAUGCAUACAGAGAGAAAAUCAUACGAUUCCUCGAGGAACAUGGUCUAAUACUUUCUCCAAGUCCACAAAACACAUGUGGACUGUUUGACCAAACUCCCAUGCACCCUAAAGGACCCUCCAGAGAGUGUAGAUCUGGCCCACAGUUCCACGACCCGGACAAAAACCACACUGCUCCACCUGAAUACGAGAUUCAACUAUUCGGUGGAUCCUUCUCUCCAGACCUCCUGAAUAGACCUUUCCAGGAUGGCUGAGGAGUGUGAUCCCACGCUAGUUGGAGGUGGAACUGCUUAUUUGUAGGGAUCCCAA
Messenger RNA from Doryrhamphus excisus (bluestripe pipefish), 4667 nucleotides. It is a transcript of the gene alg6, whose product is annotated as ALG6 alpha-1,3-glucosyltransferase. Gene Ontology annotation, molecular function: dolichyl pyrophosphate Man9GlcNAc2 alpha-1,3-glucosyltransferase activity. The record is from RefSeq and is a predicted model, not a curated record. Gene Ontology annotation, cellular component: endoplasmic reticulum membrane. Gene Ontology annotation, biological process: dolichol-linked oligosaccharide biosynthetic process; protein N-linked glycosylation. Lineage: Eukaryota; Metazoa; Chordata; Actinopteri; Syngnathiformes; Syngnathidae.